GAACUUCAGCCAAAAAGAUCCGGAUGAUGGACGACAGUACUGGAAGAUCAACAUCCCUUCGGGAAAGACGCAGGACAACUCCUCCAGCACAAGAAGACUUGGAACUAGAUGGCGACAAUGCGCCAACAGAAGACGAAACUUCUUCGUCUCCGAUUCUGUAUGUGGUUUUUCUUCUGAUAGUUCUCGCAUCACUGUGUGGCAUGGUGGUGACGACGACGGCCUCGAAUUUGGACUGGGACGAGGAUGAAGUUGCCUCUGACCUGGGGAGUCAUCUUAAACGAAGCGUUGUUAGUUCUGAUGAUCCUACCGAUGAUACCAUCAGCUAUCCCAAUGUAUUCAUUGUGGGGGCAGCAGAUGCUGUGAGUGUAAUUGCAAGUUAUGCAAUGCGUUUGGAAAAGGUCUGUGGGCCAGACAAUGGACGACCCGAUCGCGGCGAUCCUCUUUUGGAGCGGAUCCCAGGAUCUCAUUUUCUCUAUGAUUGGGAACUCACAUUGAAGGAAGAACAGUCCGAGAAUCGCUCCUUCACAGAAGACGACCUGUUGGGCUGGUAUCUUCAGUUGUACCAGCACUGUUCCUUGGAUACUUCUGUCCGACUGGACGCCACUUGGGCUCAUAUAAAUCAUCCCAAUACGGUACGGCAUGUGUUGGAUUUGAUAUCUGCACGACGACAACGACAACAACAACGCAUCCAUAAUAACAAUGACAAGAAGAACGUGUCUGUCAAGAUUGUCAUGGUCAUGCCUGCCCGGGCCAUCGAUCAAAUACGCAACCAAACGGACAAUGGUGGUCCCAACGGCGGGCCUGAUCCUUCCUUGAACUUUGUCGAUUGCUUGCUCAAUAGAAACUGGGAGAAUCAAGUUUCCAUUGGUUUUAUAUCGACGAAACGCCCUGCUUGUUCCCAUCUCCUGAGUCGUUGGAGCCAGCUCUUGGGAAAAGACGACCGCAUGUUUCUGGUACCCUGUGAAUUCAUCCGCCAAAACCAAACGGGAUUUUUGAAUCAAUAUCAUUCCUUUUUGGGCCUGGAGAAUGGCAAGCGAAAGCAUCAAACGCCCAACUCUACAGUCCAGCCUCCCUUGGACCUGGAAUGGUUUGUGAACAGUAGCAGCAACAACAACAACAAUGGAAUUCAAAGCCUCAAGACAACCUAUACCUGGUUAUUGGGAACCUACUCGAAUGACACCAUGACUCAAGAAGAUGCCUGCACCCCCCGAGUGACACAUCAUAUCAGUGGAAAUCGAUCCUACAAUGAUGUUGCAAUCAACAUCGACAACAGCAACGACAGCAAGAAUAGAACAUUUCAGCUGUUCAAGAGACAAGAAUUGCUGUUGGUAGAUCCCGAUCGAGUAGUGGAGUCAUCCUUGUCGGGGUAUUGGUACUUGCAGUAUUUUGUCAACAAUCAACAAAGAGACUACCAGAGACCCGCUCCUUAUGAAGCUGCGAUACGCCUCCAAUUUGAUGCCACUACGACAGAGGGGAUUUACAACAUUCAAGGUGGCAACCACGGACACAGCAUUUUGGCAAUCCGGGGAGUCUUGUUGUGGACCGGUAACGACAAGUAUCAAGUGAGAAUUGUGAUUCAAGAACUACAACAACCCAACUAUGAAUUGUCAGAGGAGUUGCGCUGAUGUUAGUCAGGGAGAGCUAUGGUUUGCAUACCGUAGUUCCUUGAAACUCGAGGAGCUGCUCAAAGAAUGCAUGUCUUGGCUGGUUGGAUGGAUGGUCGAGUGAGGCACAAGGUACUGAUGGCUAGGGCCGCCCACUUGAUCGCCAUUGCACUACCGGUAGGCAAGAACCAUUCAAUAGGUCCUCUAUGAGGAUCAUUGCACCAAAGGCGUACCUGUACAGUACCAAUAGAGAGGCCGAUACGGUAGUUUGCAGCA
This is a messenger RNA of Seminavis robusta, 1880 nucleotides long. The record is from the annotation of a GenBank genome assembly. Lineage: Eukaryota; Bacillariophyta; Bacillariophyceae; Naviculales; Naviculaceae.